AGGGACGGAAGCGAGGGGCGGCCGGGCAUGAUGCGUGACCAUCCCGGUGCGUGGCGGCGGCGGCGGCGGCGGCGGCGCGCCAUAGGGCUCCGGUGGAAGCCCAUUUUUUUGCCUAUUCUGUCCAUGUUGGGAAGCCUCAUGGCGUCAGCGCUCCUCGGUUCUCAACCCUGGGCAGCGUGGGUUGCAUCGAGGGCCCCGUCCAUACAUAGACCUCCACCGGGGUUCCAAAUGUUAGCGCAGUGAGUUGACCCGGCAAAUCAGAAAGAUUGCUUUCUUUGAGGUCGUGGAGGGAGGAUAACAUUAGGCAGUCGCUUAAGCUCUCAGCUGCAUCUCUAGAUUGACGCUAUCAAGACAUAAAAGUCCUUACUUUUACUGGAUAUAUCUAGUAGGACCAGAGUACCGGUAUACCUAUUUUUACUAUAUGUGUACGUAGGGCUUGUAGCAAGCUAACACUCAUAACCCUGACGGAAUGUACAUGCAUACAUGUAUAGCCGAAUCCAUAAAUACAUGCCGUGUACAUGGUACUAUGUAUGGUGUCAGCAAAGCCGGUGGCGCUGUGUUGCUCGCGGGUACGGAGAGCGCGCCGCAUGUGAAGUUGACCAAGCACAGACGGACGGCCCCCAUUACGCGCCC
This is a messenger RNA of Colletotrichum navitas, 633 nucleotides long. RefSeq lists its product as uncharacterized. The record is from RefSeq and is a predicted model, not a curated record. The coding region runs from base 28 to 243 and encodes 71 amino acids. Lineage: Eukaryota; Fungi; Ascomycota; Sordariomycetes; Glomerellales; Glomerellaceae. The transcript has a single exon.